Puccinia graminis f. sp. tritici CRL 75-36-700-3 is the source of this 2511-nucleotide messenger RNA. RefSeq lists its product as uncharacterized. NCBI's taxonomy places the organism in Eukaryota, Fungi, Basidiomycota, Pucciniomycetes, Pucciniales, Pucciniaceae. The transcript is spliced from 4 exons. Gene Ontology annotation, biological process: double-strand break repair via homologous recombination. Gene Ontology annotation, cellular component: cytoplasm; chromosome. Gene Ontology annotation, molecular function: nucleic acid binding; 3'-5' DNA helicase activity; ATP binding. Bases 1 to 2511 code for a protein of 836 amino acids. The record is from RefSeq and is a predicted model, not a curated record.
AUGAGCAGCGGACCAGAAGAUUCGAUACCGGCCGGCUCACCAGGAGCUUUCCUUCAAGAUGAUCUGGCAAUCCGAGAGCCAGAACCUUUGUUCCCUAUUGAGAUCGGUCCCAACGCUUCGGAAGGCUCUCCUUCAAGCUCCAACCCCGAUGAGACGCUGUUCGAUGACGAGAUGAAUACUGUUAACCCCGAGGCGGCUCUUCCGGAUGAGAUAACCGCGUUGAAAUCACGAGCUACAAUCAAGAAACGAGUGACCUUGCCCAAAGAAAUCCUGGAUCUCAGCAACGAAGCCCUCAGGGAGCAUAUCCGAGCCAACUCUAGAGAGCUGUACGGAGACGAAGCAAAAAGCGAACAAGUCGACGCCGUUGCUGCAUUAGUGCAUGACCGACAUACGUUUGUUCUGGCAGGUACUGGAUUUGGAAAAACCCGGAUUGCUGAGAUGUACCACAACCUAUUUCAACCCAAUCAAAAGUCGAUCGUUCUGGUCUUGAAUCCUUUGGAUUCACUGGGAGACAAUCAGGUUUGUCUUGAUAUCCUGUGCGGGAUAUCAAGUAUAGGUGGUAGUGAAUCGGUGGGAGCUUCCCACAAGAAGAUUUCAGCGGUCAACUUGAAAAAGGGUGUCUUGGACAAGACAAUGGCUAAACAGAUCAUUGCUGGAGAGUUUGAAUUUGUGUACCUGAGCCCAGAGGCAUUGCUGAACAAUCCCAUCUUCCGUGACAUCUACUUUGAUACCACCUUCCAAAGUCACCUGAGCCUAGUUGUUGUCGAUGAAGCACAUAUGGUCUAUGUAUGGGGCCUGGUUGCCAGUGGUGAAUCAAAGGGACUUAAUUCACAUUCAAGACAUGGAGAACGCGGAGUCUUCCGGCCGGGGUAUGGUGAACUAGCUGCUAGACUGAUGGCAAAUAACGGCACUCCUCUGCUAAUGAUGUCGGCGACCUGCCGCCCAAUUGCAAUCCGAAAAAUUCUAGAAUCAUUCAAGCUGAACAUGGACAUGGUUGAGUUUGUUCGAGCUGAACUUACUAGGCCGGAAAUUCGCAUCUUGCGAAUCAACAUGAAAUACUCCCUUGCAUCUUCGGACGAUCUUGCUGGUCUGUACAGCAGCCAAGAACAAACACCAGACUCCGAGAUCAUUCCAACUUUGAUAUAUUCAACUACUAAAAACCUAACUGGACAAGUGCUUGAGGUCCUCAACCGCGCUCGAGAGACACAUCAUGGAGAGGAUGAUCCCUUCAGCAAAUUCGCUCGCCAAUACCACUCUGCAACUGGAGAUUUGGAUAAAAGUGACGUCAUCAACGAUUUCACAAAUGUUGUUUUCCCUGUUGUAUCCUCCACCAUGGCGCUUGGGUUGGGCCAAAACUGGAAAAGGGUUCGAUCCGUCAUCCAUAUGGGUCGAGGCAACCCAGCCUCCAUAUGUAAGAUGCUAGGACAAUGCGGACGAGACGGUAAGCCAGGCCUGGCUAUAAUGUUUGUCGAGCCAAAUCGGAAGAAUGGAAAGAACUGUGUUACCGAUUUCACCAACGUCAAAUUCCAAAACGAUGAUGAUAGAAUGGAUGCGUUAGCUAUCACUCCAGUUUGUCUGCAAAUAGCUUUUUCACUUGAUAAUUCGCUAGGAUAUGUUCCUUUGUCGGUUGACGAUCCAAACUACAAGAAAGAAGCUGCACGUGAAACUGAGAAAGAAUUUUCUGAAUGCUUCUGCUCAAACUGUAAACCCGAAAGCAGUCAAUGGUUGAUUAACAACAUGAAGAGAGCCACGAUCAAAAACUUCAAUUCUUUUAUAUCGGACUUGCGUGAAGACAUACCAGAGUUGAAUCCAAUCAGAAGAUCCUGUAGUGUCCAAACCAACAAAGUUGUCUGGGUGGAGGAAUCCGGCGAAAAACCCUUGGAAGAAAGUCUUGAGAUGUUUUCAAAGGAUUUAGUUGGCUACUUCAACAGAUUAUUCGAGUCGGUGAUGAAAAACAUGGCAACUUAUCCACCUAGCGCCUACUUCUGCAUCAAACAAGCUCGUCGAAUUUCAAAAAACAUUGGUCAACUUACCAUUGACAACAUCGAGGAAUUGAUUGGUGGUGAAAUGUUGCCUGGUCAAAUGUCAAUGUUAAUCAAGCACAUCGAACUCUUCCGAUCAGGUGAACUUUUCAAGUGUGUUGCGCAGCAACAAGAAGAAGCCAAAACUCAAUUGAAUUUGACGGCUGAACGUUUACGCCUAGCACGAGAGACCGAAGAGAACGAAAGGAUCAAAAAACAGAAAGCAAUUCAUGUAGCUGCCGCAUUGAAGAGAGCCGAGACAGCUGAAAGAGUGGCUAAAAAUGCGGAACGUAAACAAGUUGCAAAGGAGGCAAAGUUUGUAGAAAGUGAAAAGAAACAAGCAAAGCGGGACAGUGACAUGGCUAUUCUUCAGGAACUCAAAGCUCAAGCACAGGCUGCAAGUGAAUUAUCCCGGUCUCAAGAUGCUGUCAGGCCGACCCCCUCUACCAGUGGAGCAGUCAAUGGAUCGAUUGAUCCUUCAUUACUUUAA